Molecule: messenger RNA, 7664 nt
Organism: Verruconis gallopava
Lineage: Eukaryota; Fungi; Ascomycota; Dothideomycetes; Venturiales; Sympoventuriaceae
Exons: 5
Coding region: 619-7050 (2143 amino acids)
Molecular function (GO): iron-sulfur cluster binding; iron ion binding; flavin adenine dinucleotide binding
Source: RefSeq, a predicted model, not a curated record
CGAAAAAAAAGUCCUCAAAAGGUCGUCCUCGUCCCGUUCGACGAUCAGAUCACGGCCUCGGUCUCAAUAAUCUCUUUCAACCUCUUCCCGCACUCGAUUGCUUCCACGACCCCAUUCUUCAUCUCUGCGUGAGCCUGCCAGUCACUGUACGAACCUGUGUUUUGCCGUGCGGUUGCAGUUCAAAUCAAGUUGUGUUUUCACUGUGACGUACGCGCUGUGGUCACAAAGGACAUCAUUCUCACCUCCAUCACAUGCAAUAAUCGAGAACUUUGCCUUGCCGCUGGAUGUCACUCACCGCGGCGAACAACCUAGAUAUCCAGCCUAUUGCUUUCUUUUUGCUGCUUUCCCGCUCUACCGCCAUUCCCACUCCCGUUGUACUUCUGAUCCUCUGGGAGAAUUGGCAUUGGCCUUGCAAACUCAUUCGAGCGUUGCUGAGACGACACACUGAUUCUUUCUUUUUUCUCUGCUAGUGUCAUUGACUUUGCGAAAUUCACUCCUUCCUCGCACAGCCUGUCAUAGGACUCACUCAAGCGAGCAAUAUUUCCAACCGAUACUCCGCCAGAGUCGCAUCCUAUAGCCCCCAAUCAAGCGAUUUGCCUCGGCGACCGCGCCGAAAGAAUGGUACAAGUCGCGUUUGCCGACAGCAACAGCAUCCAAGUGAGUGACAAUGGGGAGGAGGAGCUGCCCUUCAGCGUCUUCCCUUACCAGGAGACAUCGGAAAACAAAUCAUGGGCCGGCACACUCCCUCUCAAGCAGGCUCUGUACGACCCUAGCCUAGAGAAGGAUGCUUGCGGUGUUGGAUUCGCUGCACACAUAAAGGGCAACCCGAGCCACAAGAUCGUGACAGAUGCGCGCAGCCUUUUGUGCAACAUGACACACCGAGGCGCCGUUGGUUCCGAUGCUCGGGACGGAGAUGGAGCAGGUGUAAUGACCAGCAUUCCUCACAAGUUCUUUUUAAAGAAUUUUGAGCGUGAGCAGAACAUCAAACUUCCAAAUAUGGGACAGUAUGCAGCUGGCAACCUGUUUUUUAAGCCUGAUGAGUCGGUUUUGAAACAAACAAUCGACACCUUCGCCAGCGUGGCCGAUGAACUUGAUCUUCGUGUGCUAGGCUGGCGAGAGGUUCCUAGAGAUUCUACUUUGCUAGGUCCUGCCGCUGCUUCACGCGAACCCAUCAUCCUUCAACCUUUCGUUGUCCUCAAGUCCGCAUAUGGUGAUUCAAAUGAACCAAAGUCGACUUUUGCCGAAGACUUUGAUGAAGCUUAUUUUGAAAGACAACUCUACCUUCUACGCAAGCGAGCAACACACGUCAUUGGUUUGCAAAAUUGGUUUUACCUGUGCUCGUUGAGCAAUAAGAACAUCGUCUACAAAGGCCAACUUUCUCCUGUUCAGGUCUAUGAGUAUUACCAUGACUUGGUAAACGUAGACUAUGAGGCACAUUUCGCACUGGUUCAUUCACGAUUCUCCACCAACACCUUUCCGAGCUGGGAUCGUGCUCAACCUCUACGCUGGGCUGCCCACAACGGUGAAAUAAACACUUUACGUGGCAACAAGAACUGGAUGAGAGCCAGAGAAGGCGUGUUGAAGUCAAAGCUUUUUGGAAAUGAACUCGACCUUUUGUAUCCCAUCAUUGAGGACGGUGGGUCGGACUCUGCUGCAUUUGACAACGUCCUGGAACUGCUUACCAUUAACGGCGUGCUUUCUUUACCCGAAGCUGUCAUGUUGAUGGUACCAGAGGCUUGGCAAGGUAAUCGCUCAAUGGAUCCCGCAAAGCAAGCUUUCUAUGAGUGGGCAGCAUGCAUGAUGGAGCCUUGGGAUGGUCCAGCCUUAUUCACAUUUUCGGACGGGCGUUACUGUGGCGCCAACCUCGACCGCAACGGUCUGCGCCCUUGUCGAUACUAUAUUACCGAUGACGAUCGCAUCAUUUGUGCUUCCGAAGUUGGCACAAUUCUCAUAGAUCCUGAGCGAAUCGUACAGAAAGGACGCUUGCAGCCAGGACGAAUGUUGUUGGUGGACACUGUUGCUGGCCGCAUUGUUGACGAUACAGAGUUGAAGCAGACAGUCGCAAGUCGCCAUAAUUUCCGCGCUUGGAUUGACAAGCAUUUGCUUUCCCUGCCACAGAUUUACAGUGAGCUCGCUGAUAGAGGUGUCGAUUUGUCAUACGCCCUAUCUGAAACAAAAGUUCAGGAAGACCCUAGGCUUAAGGCGUUUGGAUAUUCCCUUGAACAGGUGAGCUUACUCUUGGGGCCCAUGGCCGCUGAUUCCAAAGAAGCUUUGGGCUCUAUGGGUAAUGAUGCGCCUUUGGCCUGUCUGGCACAACAACCACGUCUUUUAUACGAGUAUUUCCGGCAGCUGUUCGCCCAGGUCACCAAUCCACCCAUUGACCCCAUCCGUGAGGCAGUGGUCAUGUCCUUAGAAGCAUAUGUGGGUCCUCAAGGCAACUUGCUGGAAAUGGACGAAACGCAGUGCGGACGUCUACUUUUGCCCUCACCAAUUCUUUCUCUCGAAGAGUUCAGAGCAUUGAACACUAUUCAGCAGUUGUAUCCUGGUUGGAGUGUAAAGGUUAUUGACAUCACGUUUCCCAAAAGCGAAGGUAUUCAAGGAUAUUUUAAUGCUUUGGACCGCAUCUGCGACACUGUAGCGGAGGCGAUUGAAGAAAAUUACAGCAUCCUCGUACUUUCGGACCGUGCUACUUCCGCACAACGUGUCGCGGUCUCUACUCUAUUAGCCACUGGUAUGGUCCAUCACUAUAUGGUCAAAAAUCGGUGGCGAGCGAAGGCAGCGCUAAUUGUGGAGACUGGCGAGGCACGCGAAGUGCACCACAUGUGCGUCUUGGUUGGAUACGGCGCCGAUGCUAUUUGUCCAUACUUGGCGAUGGAAUGCAUUCUGAAAAUGAAACGCGAAAACCUAAUUCGCAAGCCACUUACAGAACAACAGCUAAUUGAAAAUUACAAACACUCUUGUGACGGAGGUAUUCUCAAAGUCAUGAGCAAAAUGGGUAUCUCGACAUUACAGUCGUACAAAGGUGCCCAAAUUUUCGAGGCACUCGGAAUCGAUGACUCCGUUGUUGAUCGCUGUUUUACAGGCACAGCGACUCGAAUCCGAGGUAUGACCUUUGAGCUCAUUGCGCAGGAUGCAUUCGCGUUACAUGAGAGAGGUUUUCCAACGCAUCCCAUUGUAGAAGUUCCUGGUCUUGCUGAAACUGGUGAAUAUCAUUGGCGAGAUGGUGGUGAGCCUCAUGUGAAUGAUCCAACGGCUAUUGCAAACAUACAAGAUGCGGUUCGCACGAAGAAUGACAAAUCGUACGAAGCAUACUCUCGCGCCGAACUCGAGCGUAUCAAAGACUGCACUCUUCGAGGUUUGCUUGACUUCGAUUUUGAGCAAAGACCGCCCAUUCCUAUUGACCAGGUCGAGCCAUGGACCGAAAUCGUCCGUCGAUUCUGUACUGGUGCCAUGUCGUAUGGAUCAAUAUCAAUGGAAUCACAUUCUACUUUAGCUAUAGCAAUGAAUCGGCUUGGUGGCAAGUCUAACACAGGUGAAGGAGGCGAAGAUCCAGAGCGGAGUCUCCGGUUGGAAAAUGGUGAUACCAUGAGGUCGGCCAUUAAACAAGUCGCUUCUGGCCGUUUUGGAGUUACCUCAAACUACCUCGCAGAUUCUGAUGAGCUUCAGAUUAAGAUGGCACAAGGGGCGAAGCCUGGUGAAGGGGGCGAACUACCGGGUCAUAAAGUCUCUGGACCUAUCGCAAAGACUCGACAUUCUACGCCAGGUGUGGGACUGAUCUCGCCUCCACCUCACCAUGACAUUUACUCUAUUGAGGACCUCAAACAGCUCAUUUACGAUUUGAAGUGCUCAAACCCGCGCGCUCGUGUAUCUGUAAAACUUGUCUCCGAGACUGGCGUUGGUAUUGUCGCAUCUGGUGUAGCCAAAGCUAAAGCUGAUCACAUCUUGAUUUCGGGUCACGACGGUGGCACUGGUGCAUCCAGGUGGACCGGAAUCAAAUAUGCAGGCUUACCAUGGGAGCUUGGUCUCGCCGAGACACAUCAGACGCUUGUCCUGAACGAUUUACGUGGUCGAGUUGUCGUCCAAACCGACGGUCAGAUCAGAACGGGACGGGAUGUUGCAAUCGCCUGUCUCCUUGGGGCUGAAGAGUUCGGCUUUGCUACGACGCCUCUCAUUGCCAUGGGCUGUAUUAUGAUGAGGAAAUGCCAUCUUAAUACAUGCCCAGUUGGUAUUGCGACCCAAGAUCCUGAACUAAGGAAGAAAUUCACCGGCACUCCGGAGCACGUGAUCAAUUUUUUCUAUUAUGUGUCCAAUGAGCUCCGAGCGAUCAUGGCUAAGCUCGGAUUUAGAACUGUCAACGAGAUGGUUGGAAGAUCUGAGGUUCUACGAGUUAGAGAUGACUUACGAUCCCCCAAAACAGAGAACAUUGAUUUGUCUUUGAUCUUAACUCCAGCACAUACACUUCGACCAGGUGUCGCAACUUAUAAUGUCCGCAAGCAAGAUCACAAGUUGCACCUCCGUCUCGACAACAAGCUCAUUGCCGAGUCUGAGCUUGCUCUUGAGAAGGGCCUUCCUACCAGAAUCGAAUGCGAUAUUAUCAAUACUGAUCGCGCUCUUGGGGCCACACUUUCAUAUCAAAUAUCAAGGCGCUACGGCGAAGCUGGUUUACCAGCAGAUACAAUUCACGUUAAUAUCCGAGGUUCUGCCGGUCAGUCGUUCGGCGCAUUCUUAGCUCCGGGUGUGACAUUGGAACUUGAAGGUGACGCCAAUGACUAUGUUGGCAAGGGUCUCUCUGGUGGGCGUUUGAUCGUCUAUCCACCUCGCACUGCCGUUUUUAAAGCUGAAGAAAAUAUACUAAUUGGCAAUGUCUGCCUAUAUGGUGCCACAAGCGGAACCUGCUUUUUCCGAGGUGUUGCGGCCGAAAGAUUUGCCGUGCGCAAUUCUGGUGUGAUAGCUGUUGUCGAAGGUGUUGGUGACCAUGGUUGUGAAUACAUGACUGGCGGUCGUGUGCUCGUACUUGGCCCCACUGGUCGCAAUUUCGCUGCUGGCAUGUCUGGAGGCAUAGCAUAUGUUCUCGACAUGCACCAUGACUUCGAGGGCAAAGUCAAUCAAGAAAUGGUCGAGCUUUCUGGGAUCGAUGAUCCGUCUGAGAUUGCAUUUGUUCGCGGCUUAAUUGAGGACCAUCACCAUUACACUGGCUCUGAAUUGGCUGCUCGCAUUCUCCUUGAUUUCAGCCGGGCACUUCCACGAUUUGUCAAGGUUCUACCAACGGAUUACAAGCGUGUUCUUGAGGAAGAGGCGACCAAGGCAGCUGCUGCGAAAAAGAAUGAAUAUUCGCUGCCCAUCUUAUCCAGCAAUGCAGCUCGAACUUUGAACGAGGAAUCUAAGUUAAAAGAAAAUGACUUGGAACCCAAAGAAGACAAAAAACAUCAUUUGCUCGACAUUGAAGAGAGUGUGAGUGAUGUGAAAGCGGAAAAGAAACGCGCUCUGGUCCUUGACAAGACGCGAGGCUUCAAGCUCUACCAACGACGAUCUGAGAAAUAUAGAGAUCCGAGAAUACGGAUCAAGGACUGGGCCGAGUUAUCCAAACGCCUUAAUCAAGAUGAGUUAAAAUAUCAGACAGCGCGUUGUAUGGAUUGUGGUGUUCCCUUUUGCCAAUCGGAAACCGGAUGUCCAAUCAGCAACAUUAUUCCGAAAUGGAAUGAACUUGUUUUCCAAGGCCAGUGGCGUGAUGCACUCAACCGACUGCUGAUGACGAACAACUUUCCAGAGUUUACUGGCCGUGUUUGCCCAGCUCCUUGCGAAGGUGCUUGCGUCCUGGGCAUCAACGAAGAUCCUGUCGGCAUCAAAUCUGUCGAGUGUGCCAUUGUCGACAGGGGUUUCGAAAUGGGCUGGAUAGUUCCAAAUCCUCCAAAGUAUCGAAGCGGAAAACGAGUUGCAAUCAUUGGGUCUGGUCCUGCUGGUCUUGCUGCCGCUGAUCAGCUCAACAAGGCUGGUCAUAUGGUCACAGUCUACGAACGCGCUGAUCGCAUCGGCGGUCUCCUAAUGUACGGCAUUCCAAAUAUGAAGCUUGAUAAAAAGAUCGUUCAGCGUCGUGUGGACUUAAUGGCAGCAGAGGGGGUCAACUUUAAGCCCGGAGUGACGGUUGGUGAGGGAGACGUUACUCUUGAAUCACUGCGCUCUUCCAACCAUGCCGUCAUAGUAGCUACUGGAGCUACCGUUGCUCGGAAUCUGCCCAUUCCUGGACGUAACUUGGAAGGAAUCCAUUUCGCAAUGGAGUUCUUGCACAAAAAUACCAAGUCGCUCCUAGACUCUGGUUUAGAGGAUGGUUCAUACAUAUCAGCCAAGGGUAAAAAUGUUGUAGUCAUUGGUGGCGGUGACACUGGUAAUGACUGCAUCGGUACUUCAGUUCGUCAUGGUGCAAAAUCAGUCAUCAAUUUUGAGCUCCUCCCCCAACCUCCUCCAGAACGAGCCAAUGAUAAUCCUUGGCCGCAGUGGCCUCGUAUCUACCGGGUCGACUACGGUCAUGCCGAGGUCAAAACACACAUGGGCAAAGAUCCACGAGAAUAUUGCAUCAUGUCGAAAGAUUUUGUAGAUGACGGCGAAGGCAGAGUCAAGGGGAUCAAUACCGUACGCGUUGAAUGGACAAAGAGCGCAACAGGGGGAUGGGAUAUGAAGCAAGUUGAAGGAAGUGAACAGUUUUUCCCCGCUGAUCUUGUUCUUCUGUCAAUGGGCUUUCUAGGACCCGAGGAACGUGUUCUCGAUGGAAAAAUUGAGCUGGACGGACGCAAAAACGUCAAGACUCCGCCUGGACAGUACAGCACGAAUUUACCAGGAGUCUUUGCUGCGGGUGACUGUAGACGGGGCCAAAGCUUAAUUGUUUGGGGUAUCAACGAAGGACGUCAAUGCGCUCGAGACGUUGAUUCGUUUCUCACUGGAGUUGGCUCGCAGCUGCCUGUCACUGGUGGUAUUGUGAAGCGACCGCCCUACGAACUCCUUAAUAAGAUCGAGAACGCCCCUCGUAAGAACCUGAUAACCGCGGAAACACAAUGAUAGAUAAGUAGUAUUUCCAUUCGCAGGAGCUUUAUUGUACUUGUACAAUCAUCAACAAAGUUUCGCAAUUUCCAUAGAGCUUUAUUGAUAUUUCAGUCUAAGCAUUCCAACUUCUUCAAGAAAGCACAAAUGUCAUAACCCCCUUUAGACCUAAACAUUACUAUAUCGACCGCCGCUCAACUGAUGAAGUUCAAAUUUUACGCGUAGGUAAAGAAAAUAACCGAUAAUCAAUAUGCACGGUAUGGCUUUGUUAUAGACCAAGUGCUCUUGUCCUGUUCUGUCUAGAAAAUAUAGCUACAUGCUUAAUACUGACGCCGUAAUGAAAUUCGAGAAAGUAUGGGAAAGAACAGACAUAAAAUCAUACAUUGUUGUUACACCACUCAAUUACUGUAUCAGUCGAAAUGUUCGUCGAGCCUACCAGUUCCUGUGGACAUUCUACGAGACUAUCUAUAAUUGUGCCCUGGUAAAACCUCAUAGAUCUGGGCUACAUGAUUGCACGAAACUUCACAACAGAGAGCAGCGGCCAACAUUCAGGAUUGUCUACCUGCAUUGCACCUGCCUCUAUAGCGCCAGCGCCAGCCUUAUACGUAACACUGUGUAUCACAACGAGAAAC